Molecule: messenger RNA, 3647 nt
Organism: Cuscuta epithymum
Lineage: Eukaryota; Viridiplantae; Streptophyta; Magnoliopsida; Solanales; Convolvulaceae
Source: the annotation of a GenBank genome assembly
UGGACAACUCCUAACUUAUUUAUUUAGAACUCCUUACUUAUACGGAGUAUUACUUCAAAAAAAUACUUAUACGGAGUAUUUAGUCACUGUAAAAAAAACUUAUAUCUAGUUUAGAUGAUAACUUUAUCCAUCUAUCCCACGAGUAAGAAGAACUAAAAUUGAAUCAUGGCAACGAGUUAUGGCGAUAAUUUUGGUAAGAAUUUGAUGUAUUGAAAAAGUAAUCGACGGGACGGCGGGGGUGAUUGAUUUCGUUUUGUUUCGGUUGGCUUCUUCAGGGUCAUGGCUCCCGCAGCAUCGGAUGGUUUUACCUUUAAUGAUCCUCGCAGGAUUGGGGUUUGGAAUCGGAACUGUAAUCUCUUCACAUUUACGCCUGAAAAAGAUGGAGAUGAAGGAUGAUGAUGGCUACACAGGGGAGGACCUUAUAAGUGCAAUGCCAAAUGAUAUAUUGUGCUCCAUCCUCUCACGUAUGGAUACAAAAGAUGUGGUUAGGACUAGCAUAUUGUGUCGCAGAUGGAGUAACCUCUAUCUUUUUCUGCCUUAUUAUUCUUUUAGCUGCCGAUGCUCGUUCGAGAUUCCUUUCUUUGGCCAGUGUAGUUGUACAGCUGAGAACAAGAAGAAAUUUCUGACUGUCUUGGAACAGUUUUUUAGAAUCCCUAGAGGAGCUGGCUGUGAAAAGAUUAAAUCUUUCAGCCUGUCAUUGUGUGUGAAGAGAGAUUUCAUGUGUCACAUCGACCGUUGGGUGCGUCACAUUGCUGGAUGGGGUGUGGAAGAGCUUGCAUUCAGGCUGUGUUGUCAACAGAAUACAGAACAAAUCACAUUUCCGCUUCAGAAGCUUUUAUGCAAAGCAGCAGCAGCACCGAUGCUCAAAUCUCUGCAUUUGGUCGCAUGCGUCCUGGAACCCUUCAAUCCCCAACGGCCUUUCAAGUCUCUAACAUCCCUAAGAUUGGGUUAUAUCGAAUCAGUUGAUGUGCAGGGCAUAUUGUCAUCAUGUCCGGAACUUGAGUCUCUAACAUUGGAGUAUUGCCGUCUUCCUUCUAAGGUGUUCAUUGGUGGAGGGAAACAACUGAGGUUGAAAUCAUUAACCAUUAAUGGGUGUUAUGGGGGGGUCGAGGAGAUAUCUCUUUGUGCUGAAAACCUUGUAAUCUUGGAAGUUGAAUUUCAGACAGAUUCAGCAAUGUUUUCUCACCCUACCAAUGUCCCCAAGCUCCAGCAUUUCAGCAUUUCGGUAAUUCGCCCCAUUGAUAUGAGGCACAUCAUUAGCUGGGUAGGAAAGGAUUGUCCUCAGGUUGAAUCUCUUUAUCUUGAUUUCUGGUUGGGAGACCACACUUGCUCAUAUAGUUUGCCACGUGAGGUGCCCACAUUUGGUCGUAUGAGGCAGCUUUACAUACUAAUGGAGUUCAAUGAGUUGUUUGAUGUGACCCAAGUUGCUGCUUUAAUGACUGGCUGUCCACUGCUUCAGAGAUUGCAUUUAGUGGGAAGGGGGAGAAAAGUAGUCCAUUCUUUUAUUAAGAGGAGUGUACCUCUCAGUAAUAAUAAUCUUCAUCUUCAUCUUAAAGAAGUAGAAUUUGGUGGGUUCCUUGGUUUGGAGAAUGAGUUUGCUUUGGUAUUGUAUAUCCUUAAAAGGGCUUGGUUUCUAGAGAGGAUGGUGUUAAGCAGGGAUUAUAGGUGGUAUACUGGUGCAAAUGGAAGGUGGGAGGAGAGAAAAGAUUACAUAGGGCCUACUUGGUCAGAAAAUCCACCGUAUACUGUCACGUUUGAUCACACCAAAUCACAAGCAAUCCAUCAGCGAUUGAGAGGGCAGGCUGCUUCUCCAACAGCGCAAGUGAUCGUCAUUUAGGAUAAUGUGCUCUUUCCAUUUUUCCCUUCUAACUUAUUCAGUUUAAAUUUUAAAAUUUUAAUUGUUUGGUUUGCUCUCGUGAUUAUUACCUAUGUUGUCAAAACUGGACCAAGAGGUGACACGGGUAAGGGACCGGAUCAAGGGUCAACCCGGUCAACGUUUAUAUAUAUGUGUGUGUGUGUGUGUAUUGGUUCAAAUAAGAACAAGUCUUAAUUUAAGAAUUGAGAACAAAUCUGAACCAUUCAAAAUACAACACGCUAUGUUGAGAUGAACGAAUGAGUAGAAGAGGGCAUCUUUGUAACCUUCUUUUCGUUAGUUUUUUGUAACUGUCAUUUGCAAUUAAUACAAACAUUCCAAUUUAGUAAAGGAACAAGUAGGUUCCAUAUUGUAGUUUAUUUUUCACUUUAGUUAUCUUCCCCAUUUACAUAAAUUUACACAUUCUUGGGAAGUAAAUAGUGUUAGUUCGUAGGAAAUAAAAGGAAGGAAAAUUUCUCUUACUCUUAUUUUUUCUUCUUCGUAUUAGUUUUCUAUUUAUUAAUCACUACUACAUCAAUUUAUAUUUCUUAAAUGUAAUUAUCACAAUUCAUAAUUUCUUAAUCACUACUACAUCAUUCUGUUGCAAGUUAUUGUAAACUAUCAGAAUCAUUAUCUAAUAAGCUAACAACACACCUUAUGCACAAUCUAACACUACUUGCACUAUUAUGUCAUUCAAAUGAGCAUCACACUUACUUUUACACUUUCUGCAAGUGUAAAAGUAAUUUUGCACAUUCAUAGUUUCCAUAAGUUUUACAUAUUCUACGUCUUAAUUUUGCAUAUUUUGCUCACUUAUAUGCAUUCGUACAAUUCACUUUUGCACUAUUGUGUUGUACAAAUGCAAACAACCACAUUUACGCUACUAAAUUUCAAUUUAUAUUUCCCAUUAUAGUUAUCACAAUUUAUCAUAUCUUAAUCACUACUACAUCAUUUUAGUGCACAUUAUUGCAACUACCGGAAUUCUGAUCUAUAAAAAACAGACUCCCCUUCAAGGUUAUCAAAAGCGCUCCCCCAGCGCUUAAGCGCACAAGGCGCAGCGAGCAAACCCCCCAAUGCCUGGAAAUAUGUGAAGCGCACGUUCCCGGGUAAGGCGCAGUAUAGGCGCAGGUGCGCAUCAAGCGUUGAAGCGCUAUAAGUGCACACUUGGGUCGCCUGAGCCGGAAAAGGCUGCUAGCCUUUUUUUUGUUUAAAACUUUCAAAUACAAUUAGCCCAUAUCUUUAAUUAACACUAAGCCCAUGAAAAUAUUUGGGUAAAAACAGUAAAACCUACGGUAAAACUAAGUCUAAGUGUGUAAACACGUAAAACUUGAGCAAGACACUACUGCUAUCAUCGCUAGCCAUCCUCGCUCUUCAUUCUCCUCACUCGACACUGAAGCAGCUCUAAACCAGCCAGUUCUUUAAGCUUUCAUCAUCAUCUCAAGCAAACUCAGCUCUCCCUCGCAGCAUUAAACAAGGAUAUGGAAGGUGGAACAUGUGCUGCAGUUGGUGCUGAAAUUGAAAACUCUACAAAAAAUGACGUAUUAAAGCCAUGAAUUCUGAAUUUGGAGUUUUAUUUUUGUGAAUCAUGACUUUAUUUUGGUGAAUCCUAGCUUUUUUAAGCAAUUGGUUCAAUAUGAUGUUACAUACAUCAUAUUUGGUAAUAAUAGAAUUGUAUAUGUGAUUUUAUCUAAGUAAUGCGCUUCACCCGAGUCAGGCGAGCGCCUUUUUGCGCCUUAGGCGCUGGAAGGCCCCUAGCGCUUCAGGUGCGCCUUUCGACUUUGACUACCUUGCUCCCCAC